This is a messenger RNA of Lynx canadensis (Canada lynx), 3127 nucleotides long. RefSeq names its product transmembrane and coiled-coil domains 3 (gene SLC9D1). Gene Ontology annotation, biological process: proton transmembrane transport; potassium ion transmembrane transport. The transcript is spliced from 14 exons. NCBI's taxonomy places the organism in Eukaryota, Metazoa, Chordata, Mammalia, Carnivora, Felidae. Gene Ontology annotation, molecular function: potassium:proton antiporter activity. Gene Ontology annotation, cellular component: membrane. The record is from RefSeq and is a predicted model, not a curated record. Bases 407 to 2443 code for a protein of 678 amino acids.
CGGUGUGGGCAGCGUCCGCCGCGGCGGCCCUCCUGAGAGGGCGACGGACAGCCAAGACCCUCCCCGCGCCCGACCGCGUCCUCGUCCUCGUCCCCUCCCGGUCCCCGCCCUGGGGGCGGGCCUGCCGCCUGGAGAGGGAUGCGGGUAAGGUGCGUCCCUGUCCGCUCCUUGGCUCGCAGCGCCGGAGAACCAGACGCAUCGCUGUCGGGACUCGUCCAGAACAAGGUAAAUAACCAUUUUGGGCUGGUUAACAUUGCUCCUGCCACACCCCUGCUGCUUGCUCGGAAUCUUCCGCACACAGCGCCAGGCACUGCAUUGGGUACCAGCUGAAGAUGUGUGUCUAAAAUGCAAGCUCAGCUGAGCAGGAACCUUAGGACGGCCUUGCCCUGCCCUCUAAAACUGGAUCAUGAAGGUGCUGGGAAGAAAUUACUUCUGGGUGUUGCUUCCACUGCUUCGCUUGAUGGCAGAUGCUGCGGAACAUGAAGAGGUGGCAAAACAUGCCAUCAAAUUGCACCGAGGGAAAGGGGCGGCCAUCACUCAGAGGAAGCAGUGGGUCCUCGAUGGUUGCAGGAAGCUCUCCGGGCUUCUUCGCCAAAAGACUGUGGUUCUUAACAAACUGAAAAGUGCAAUCAGAGCAGUAGAAAAAGACGUUAGCCUGUCAGAUGAAGAGAAGCUGUUUCAGGUGCAUACGUUUGAAAUUUUCCAAAAAGAGCUGAAUGAAAGUGAAAAUUCAGUGUUCCAGGCCAUCUAUGGACUGCAGAGAGCCCUGCAAGGAGAUUACAGAGAUGUUGUGAACAUGAAGGAGAGCAGCAGGCAGCGCCUGGAGGCACUGAGAGAGGCUGCGAUUAAGGAAGAGACAGAAUAUGUAGAACUUCUGGCAGCAGAAAAACACCAAGUUGAAGCCCUCAAAAAUAUGCAACAUCAAAACAAAAGUUUAUCCAUGCUCGAUGAAAUUCUUGAAGAUGUGAGAAAGGCAGCCGAUCGCCUAGAGGAAGAGAUGGAAGAACAUGCUUUUGAUGACAAUAAAUCAGUGAAAGGGGUCAAUUUUGAGGCAGUUCUCAGAGUGGAGGAAGAAGACGCCAAUUCCAAACAAAACCUCACAAAGCGGGAAGCAGAGGAUGAUUUGGGUCUUAGCAUGCUGAUUGACUCCCAGAACAACCGCUAUAUCUUGACCAAGCCCAGAGACGCGACAAUUCCACGUGCAGAUCGCCACUUCCUAAAGGACAUUGUUACCAUAGGAAUGCUGUCUUUACCUUGUGGCUGGCUGUGCACGACGAUAGGGUUGCCCACAAUGUUUGGUUAUAUUGUCUGUGGUGUACUUCUGGGGCCUUCAGGACUGAACAGUAUUAAGUCUGUUGUGCAGGUGGAAACCUUAGGAGAGGUUGGCGUGUUCUUUACUCUGUUUCUUGUUGGCCUAGAGUUCUCUCCAGAAAGGCUGAGAAAGGUCUGGAAGAUAGCCUUACAAGGACCGUGUUACAUGACACUAUUAAUGAUCGCAUUUGGCUUGUUAUGGGGACACCUUUUACAGAUCAGACCCACUCAGAGCGUCUUUAUUUCUACGUGCCUGUCCUUAUCAAGCACACCCUUAGUGUCCAGAUUCCUCGUGGGCAGUGCCCGGGGUGAAAAAGAAGCAGGUGACGUCGACUACAGCGCGGUGCUGCUUGGGAUGCUCGUAGUGCAGGACGUGCAGCUGGGCCUGUUCAUAGCCGGCCUGCCCACCCUCAUCCAGGCUGGGACCGGCGCCUACUCCAGCAUUGUCAUGGAGACUCUGCGGAUACUGGCUUUGGUGGGUCAGAUUCUUUUCUCGCUGGCCGCGGCUUUUCUCCUGUGUCUCGUUAUAAAGACUUACCUCAUUGGACCGUAUUAUCGAAAACUGCAUAUGGAGAGCAAAGGGAACAAAGAAAUCCUUAUCGUAGGAAUCUCUGCUUUCAUCUUUUUAAUGUUAACGGUCACGGAGCUGUUGGAUGUGUCCAUGGAGCUGGGCUGCUUCCUGGCCGGAGCGCUUAUCUCUUCCCAGGGCCACAUGGUCACCGAGGAGAUCGUGUCUUACAUCGAGCCCAUCCGUGACUUCCUGGUUAUCAUUUUCUUCGCCUCCAUAGGCCUCCACGUGUUCCCCACUUUCGUGGCGUACGAGCUCACUGUCCUGAUGGUCCUCACGCUGUCGGUGGUGAUCAUGAAGUUUGCCCUGGCCGCCCUGGUCUUGUCUGUCCUCCUGCCGAAGAGCAGCCAGUACAUCAAGUGGAUUGUGGCUGCGGGGCUGGCACAGGUCAGCGAGUUCUCUUUUGUCCUGGGGAGCAGAGCACGCAGAGCUGGGAUCAUUUCUCGGGAGGUGUACCUCCUAAUCCUGAGUGUGACCACCCUCAGUCUUUUACUGGCCCCAGUUCUGUGGAAAGCCGCAAUCACAAGGUGUGUGCCUCGGCCAGAGAGACGGUCAAGUCUUUGAGGCACCAAGAGGGUACACAGCUUCGGGAGCUGACCCCCGUGUGGAACCGGACACUUGGGACACGUCCAGGACUGCAUGUCCCUGUGAGCCCCUUGCCUCGGGGACAGAGCGCUCCAUUGGAGGGGGCUUCCUGUCUGCCCAGUGUGACAACUAUUACUGCUAUGGUUUUGAGACUUCCAGACUAAUUUGUUACAUUCAGUUGAUCAUGCACAGUAUAUAAUACACGCUGCACCUUAUGGAUCACCUUGACUGUUCUGCCUGGAUGUGCCUUUUUUCCUGAAGUUAAUGUUAACUUUCUAUUGUCAAUUCAUCAGUUCAUGAUUUUUUGCUAAAAAAAAAAAAAAAAAAAAAAAAAAAAAAAAAUCAGAAGGGUUUUUAUUUAUUUAGCUUUUGUGUCAUAAUCUCUUGGUCAUUAUUCAUGAUUAAACAUUUCUGUGAUGUGCAAUUUUAAUUCUAGCAGUGAGUUUGGAAAGUAAGUUUAAUCCUUACUGCCUGUGUUUUCUAAAAUGACAAAUACCUUCUAAAUGUCUAUUUGUUUUUAUUACAAUAAUUUUAAAUAAAACACUCAUGUCAUUUUUUAAAUUAGGUAUAUCAUUCUUUUAAAAUAAUUGUUUUGAAAAAAGUAUUUGUUUUGAAUCACAAGAAUAUGCAUGCUUUAAUAAAGAUUAUUUAUGAUCAGAGUAA